AUUUACAACUUGGAGGGAAUAAACCCUGUAUGUUGUUUAUGCAAUCUGGAAAUAAACUUCGCUAUGUCGGGGUUUGUAAACACCAUGGCUGCUAGGCACUCAGGUUGUUUAGCACAGCUAUUUGUGCAGAGAUGGCUUCCAUCCUCUUUGGGCAACUCCUCAUACCUUCAUACUGGCUCUGUGGUGGAGGCUGCCAGGAAAGGAACUCGAGCAAAAGCUGAGGCCAAAAAGAAAGCAAUAAAGAAGGUGCAAGUUAAGAGAGAAUUUAUUCCUCUGAAGAAGAGGCUAGAGUUGCUACAAACUGGUGGUGUAUCUCCAAGGCGUAAUGAGGACCAUUUAAAGGAGCCUAUUGAUAAUGUGUGGUUCACUAAGUACUACAAGAGGCGGAUCUACAGUGUGAAGGAUGUGAUAGCAAUGCACAGAGAGACACAUCAUGAUUCACAAUUUGGCCUCCCAGAUGCACUGGUAAAGGCUUAUGUUGAACUUGAUAUGUCUGCAGAUAAGAAGAAUCGUUUUGUCGAUAAUUUUUCUAAUGUAGCCGGACUACCACAUAACUUCAACACAGAGCAGAAUCGGACAAUACUGGCCAUAUCUCGAGAUGAGGACGUACUUGAGCAAGCUCGUGAGAUGGGGGUGACACAUGCUGCUGGCAUAGAAAUUAUUAAGCAAGUGCAGAAUGGUGAAGUAAACCUUCCAGAAUAUCAGCAUUUUAUUGCAGAAACAGAACUUUUGUCAGACUUGGUAGCCAUUCGUGGGCUAAUGAAGAGACGAUUCCCCUCAGUUAAAAAUGGAACUGCUGGCUCCAACAUUUUACCCAUCAUUGAACGCUUCAUAAAAGGCGUUGAUUAUAGAACUGUUAUAAACAAGCAUCAUCUUGACUUUGCUACAAUAGAAGCCCCUUUUGGCAGGUUGAAUAUGUUAGAUGAUCAGCUUGAAGAGAAUCUAGCAUCACUGCUCAAUGACAUAGAAAAUCAGAGUCCUCAGAAAAAAUCAAAUAAACUUGUUACUUUGGUGUAUAUAUGUUGUCUUCCCAGCACUGAACAGUUCAAGAUUGACCACACAGCAUACAUCAUAGAGAAGACUCGAAAUGUGAAAGCUAGAGCAGUUGCAUAAGGAUUGGAAUUGAAUCCAAGUUUGGUGUAAUACCAAAACAUUAUCACAAAAAAGGAAGAUAAGCCUGUGAGAGAUACAGUUAUGUUCUUUCAGCAACAGGCGUAAAUAAGGAGGUUAAUCCAUUUUUCUCUUCCAGCAUUCUUGUGUAGACAGUGUACUUGUAAAUAAGAAAUGGAUAUAAAAUUGUUUUUUUUCACCAAUCAUUUCUGUAGUGGUGAGUGUGGAAGUUAAAUGUUACAUCCAUUGAUCCAUGUUCUUCUUAGCUUUAUAUAUACUUGCCAGGGUUAUUAAACCCUAUACAAAAUCGUGUAACCAGACAACAAAUCUUAGCAAGAAUUAGUCUUGCAACCAGUUGUAAAUGCUACACAAAGUAAUAGUGAUAUCCCCGUUUGCCAGAAUAAUUUAUUUAGAGCUCAUCCGAGGAUAGGUGAUUUCCGGGUAACAAGACAACGCUUGAAUAAAGGCGGAAGUUAAGGUG
This is a messenger RNA of Homarus americanus (American lobster), 1591 nucleotides long. RefSeq names its product 50S ribosomal protein L1-like (gene mRpL1). NCBI's taxonomy places the organism in Eukaryota, Metazoa, Arthropoda, Malacostraca, Decapoda, Nephropidae. Bases 64 to 1113 code for a protein of 349 amino acids. The record is from RefSeq and is a predicted model, not a curated record. The transcript has 9 exons.